AUAAUCAGCGUGGAUUAGAAAGAAUAUGUCCUUACUGCUUCCAGUUCCUGGUUCCUGACAGUCUCCGGGUGCGUCUCAAACCAAAGAUGAAAGUGACUCCACAGAUAGAGAAAGUUCUUAAACAAGAGGCAAAGAACCAUAAACUUAAUAUGAAACAGACAAAGCUUUUGAAAAAGUACAGGGAGUCAAGAAGUGUUUUGCUGGUUACUUGCAAGUCAUGCAACAAAACAACAAGACACUAUGGUAAAAGCAGGGAUUUUCUGGCUACCAAGACACACAAUUCAAGCACUCCAAGUAUUAGAUCUAGCCUGAGGACAUCAGAUGUAAAAAUACAGUCUGCAAACAAGGCGACACCUGUGAGCUGCAGUAGGUUGGGAUCUAAAGGGAACAGUCCCUCAUCACUUCCCAGAACACAUCUAUCUGGACAGGCGACAAGCAGCUCUGCUUCCAAGACUCCCCGAAACUCCAAAUUUCACUUUUCUAAGCUAAAACGGAUGCUUAACCUAGAAGAAAAAGAGAAAAGCCAGAAAGCAGAUUUGAAAACCUUCUUGACUUUACUGUAGUUAUUCAUUAUUUCAAAGGAAUAAAGAUUACAGCAAUAA
Molecule: messenger RNA, 602 nt
Organism: Pterocles gutturalis (yellow-throated sandgrouse)
Lineage: Eukaryota; Metazoa; Chordata; Aves; Pterocliformes; Pteroclidae
Gene: RMP24
Product: chromosome unknown open reading frame, human C18orf21
Exons: 3
Source: RefSeq, a predicted model, not a curated record